AUGGCGGUCGAUUUCGCGAAGUCACAGAAGGCGCCCAUGCUUCCCAUCGAUCUCUCGGAGGACUUCAUGUUCGCCUUACGGAAGUUCUGCGGCACCUACGGCAACAAGACCAUGACCCAGCCUGCCCUCAAGAUGCUUCAGCCGAUACCACGCGUCCACUCUGCUCUAGCAGUCAAGGAGGCAGACAAGAUGUCGGCAGCACAGCGAAACCUGGCAGCGUCAAAGUGCAUGCAAGAGAUCGCGGUUCCUGGUUUCAAGCUGAUCGAGCACGCCCUGAGCACCAUGGACGGGCCGCUGCAGAUGCCUCACAAGUGAAAGGACAUGGUGUACUACACGACCCUUGGUUCAGGUGUGUAUCUAAUGUGGCUACAUCAAUUCGCUACACGUACCGAAGACUCAUGUUGUGUUGUGCUGCUCGUGUGAUGGCACGCCCGACCAUCAUGUGGAAUGUAGCAAAUAGUUGCAACGGCAUUUUUAAAUUUGAAUUUGAUGCAGACGUACUCACGAACACAGCAGUAGAGUAGGCAUGCCAUGGGAGUGAAAGGACGCACUUGCGGGCCUAUUCUGUCCACCGAAUGAGAAAUACAGGUGCUGUGGGAGAGGUCGAUUGGACCGGAGCUGGCAUUUUGGCAUGUUCGACGCACAUAUAUUAUCUGAAGAAGAGUGUGGAUAAUUUUGAUCGAGCAGUUGCAGGUGCACCACGUGUGGUGUUCGUGAGUGGCAGUACCAGCGAUCCACCUGCCACCUGCUAUGUUGAGGAUUAUGGAUAGUUCUAGCCACCUUUUGCAACACGGGUUGGAGUCGGGGUUCGUUUUGCUGGCAAGAGCAGUAGUGGUAUUCGCGAAAGCUUUGCUGGCAACAGCAGUAGUAUUCGCGAAACCAUUCACCUCCCUCCAACGGUGUCUCCAUGCAUGCAUGUGGUUAUGGUUUGCGGCCGAUGCGUGUUAGAUGUCUGGGCGUGACUCUCUGUAAAAGGGGAAGUCUAAGGCAUGAGCCUCCGGGGCGUCUGCGAUUUGUUUGUGGGUGGAGACGCAGACAGACACACACCGACACCACCCGCAGCAGCAGCAGCAGCAGCAGCAGCAGCGGAAACAGCACUAUUAGUCGACAUCACCUCUGCUUCUAUAGGCAUUCCAGCCCCGAACGAAUUCGCUGCCAUGCCUGAAUCAGAGGCAUGAGGGCACACGUUGACGACACGUUCACCACGAGACAAGGUGGUGCUCAGCCUCCAAAAACCCACACAAAUAGCGGACUUCCUCUCGCUGCCACACGCGCUGUUGCCGUUUGAAAUGUAUCGCAGGCACCUCCAAGGCGAAGACCUUCAUGGAGAAACCGUCGACCGCCCUGACCAAGUUCAAGAGCUACAAGGCCGAGUACACGAAAUUGUGGCUCUGGCUUGACACGUAAGUUUUGCGGGCAAGUCGGAUUCUCAGCGCAGCGUAUUUCCCUCUCUCGUGGCGUCGCACACUCCGAAAACCGGGAGACGAAAGCAAUGCAACCCUCAUUUCGUGUGUGGCAAACAAGAUUGACGGUGCUUGACGUGAGGAUCUUCGUAAAAUCACGAGGGUUCUGCAUGCCUGUGUUGGUCAAGCAUGUGUGUGCGUGCGUGUGUUUGUCGUUAAGUACUCUACAUAAAACGGGAGGAUGAAGACACAAACACACACUUUCAUUGGUCAGCCGG
Molecule: messenger RNA, 1681 nt
Organism: Ectocarpus sp. CCAP 1310/34
Lineage: Eukaryota; Phaeophyceae; Ectocarpales; Ectocarpaceae
Source: the annotation of a GenBank genome assembly